GGGAGUUGGGGGCCAAGGGAAGCGCAGGGCGGAAGUGGCUGUGGCUUUGCCCUUUGGCCUUUGCUCGCUGUGUGGCGGCUCGGCGGUUAGCAGGGAGUUCGCUGAGCGUCUCUGCCUAGCCGCGGUCAUGAGCCGGCACAGCCGGCUGCAGAGGCAGGUUCUGAGCCUGUACCGCGAUCUGCUGCGUGCCGGACGCGGGAAACCGGGCGCCGAGGGGAACGGACCCCCAGCUGGCUGCCGGCCCAAGUGUGUGAGCCGCAGUUGCACGCUGGGUGGAGGGGUCUGGGGUUGUCACCGAGCGGUCCCCCAAGCUCCGGUGCUGGUGGUGCCCGAGGAUGCUGUGUCCUUGCGGGCCUCCCUGGCGCUACGAGGACGCCUCCAGGCGGCCCGCGGGGACAACAACGGCAUUGCGGCCUACGACCUGAAGCUCCUGGGAGGACAACGGGCUGCCAGUCUAGUCCACUGUUCAGGGCGUCCCGGACUCCCGGCUUUAACAGUCCCACGGAGAAGCCUGUCCAACCGGCCGAGAGCCAUUUCCCUACGGGGCCUCGUCCCUCUGCGAGUGCCUAGGGCUGGGACCCCAGACACAGACCUGCCCCGGACGAGGGAACGCACGGAGCUUCCCGAGAUGGUUUCAAUCAAUGUGUAUAAGAGCUCGGGCCACGCCACCGCCAUGGGCGCCUUCGUACGCCCGCGGGCCCCGACCGAGGAGCCUGGCGGCGUGGGUUCCCAGCCUGACGACGGCGACGGUCCAAGGAGCCCCCACGACAGCACGGGGGCACCGGAGACCCGGCCCGACGGACGGUGACUGGCGAAGAGCCGAACUCGCUCGAUGGCGUGGUAGAGCCAGGAGGCUCGCCUGACUGCGUGGGGGGCCUGGGGAACCCGCCUAAGGUGAGAGAUCUCGAGAGACUAGCUCGACGAAUUGGGGAUGUCAGAGACUGCCCCUUGGCGACGCAGGGGGCCUAGAGAGCCGCAUGAUGGACGGCAAGAGAGGCCCACCUUUUCCGAUGCUUGGAGACAGGUCGGCGCUCCUCCCCCAUGAGGGCUUGGGGCGGCCUGGGACGCCGGCGGGCUGGACAGUGUCAAGCCGAGAGCUACUUGCCCGAAGGUACGGGGAGCCAGGACGCCCCCUGCUGGACAGGGAGAGCCUGAGACACCCUUCUCUUGACCCCUGAGAACACACCCACCUCUGGCUCCUCAAGGAGUCUCCUCCCUCGUAUAUUUAACUCUGAGAAGUGCAGACUUUUUGCUGAGAAAGUAUUGGGAAGGUUCCCUGAUCAAGCGGUGAGAAGCCCGGAAUCCCCUUUGGGAAAACUUUCCCCCAUUAAUUGUGACAAGCCAGGACCACGAGGAAGGGGCUAGCCGUCUAUCACCCUGGUUGAUCAACUAAAGGGCCCUACUUGAUGGUUUUGAGGGGCAACGUUGACUCAUUUGCCCCUUCCCUCUCAGAAUGUUGGACAAAGGGAAUAAAAUUGGGGAUAUGUCUACUU
This is a messenger RNA of Mandrillus leucophaeus (drill), 1493 nucleotides long. It is a transcript of the gene SDHAF1, whose product is annotated as succinate dehydrogenase complex assembly factor 1. The coding region runs from base 128 to 808 and encodes 226 amino acids. Lineage: Eukaryota; Metazoa; Chordata; Mammalia; Primates; Cercopithecidae. Gene Ontology annotation, biological process: mitochondrial respiratory chain complex II assembly. The transcript is spliced from 4 exons. Gene Ontology annotation, cellular component: mitochondrion. The record is from RefSeq and is a predicted model, not a curated record.